Hymenoscyphus albidus is the source of this 591-nucleotide messenger RNA. NCBI's taxonomy places the organism in Eukaryota, Fungi, Ascomycota, Leotiomycetes, Helotiales, Helotiaceae. The record is from the annotation of a GenBank genome assembly.
AUGCUUCGUCGCAACCACAAGAUGCCACCACAUCGUCGUCGAUACUACGAUGAUGAAGGAUACCCGAGACCCCUCAAUCAAAGGGCCUGCAAGCCAAACACGGUGCAAAUAAUGAGUUGCUGUCGCUGCAAGAAAGAUAGCUACGCCAAGAAACAUUUGCGACACUGUCAUUACUGUUCCAGACCUCGCUGCGGAAAGUGCCUCUUCAUGGUUGCGGAACACAAAAAUAUCAUAUGGGAUCAUUCACGGUACGAAGAGGAUCAUCCUUAUGACAGCCAACCCGAAGCCUACGAUGAAGAGGAUGAUGUUGGUGACACCGGUGGGUGGGGUCAGAUCGCUGUUGAGACUCGCAAGGAAGAGGUGGUAUUAAUGGAUGACGGUGAUGACUCCAAUGGGUGGGGUCGAGCGGAAUCUCAAGAGGAAGAGAUCGAUGACGGAAAUGAGGGAAAUGAAGACACCAAAAAGGAGAAUGGGCCGACUAGAGACGAUGACGGGGACGUCGAGAUGACGGAGGCUGGUGAUAAUGUCAGGGAAGAAGACUCAAUCGUCGCGGUCAUAAACUUUCAUGAGGAAGAUCUCUACGAUGCAUGA